CCUCUAAGCUUCAAGUACGUCCACCAACUCCAGUUCAUCAUGAGCUCCAUAGGGUCCUGGCCCCACAAGCUGUUCGGUCGCCAAAAGCUCCAUACUAUACUAUCUCUGUAUAAUCUCCUACUACAAGCCAUCUGUGCUCUGAUGUUCAUUCUCGGGAUGCUGUAUUGGCGGCAGAGGAUGGAUAAAAUGUCGUUUUUCGAUUCGGGGCACAUAUUUUUGUGUAUGAUUUUCGAUCUUUUGGUUUUGCUAAGAUUACUGGUGGCUCGGACGAUAAAAUAUCAAGAAAUUAUUAAAGAUUAUUUGCUUGAGUUUCACCUGUUCUACUUCAAGGAUCGAUCGCCUUAUGCUGCAAAGGUACACACGCAGAUCCAUACCAUAUCAGGAAUGUUCACUUUUUACGUUAUAUGCCAAAUGGCUCAUGGCGUAUCAUUGUUCGUGCUCAUGCCAUGGUACAACAACUACAAAAACGGCAUGUUUGGCAAAAACAGACCAGAGAAUAGCACUUUCGAGAAUUCAGCCUAUUACUAUCUGCCUGAUGCCUGCUAUACCACUGUAAAAGGUUACUGGAUAUUAUUCGCUUUCAAUUCUUACACGUCUUAUAUCGUAACCGUUGGUCUCUUCGAGUUUGAUCUUCUCAUAAGUUUGAUGGUGUUCCAAACUUGGGGCCACCUUAAAAUAUUGAGACAUGACUUGUUAAACAUGCCGCCGCCAGAAAACAGCAUAAAUGGAAUGUACUCUGUAGAGGAGAAUAUUAAAAUCCGAGCAUUGUUGAAGGAAAUAUAUGAACAUCACAAGAUGAUUAUAAAAUUCGUGAACAGGUGUUCCAACGCAUUCAGCGAGUACCUGUUCACGUUCUACCUGUUCAUGCAGUUCAUCACCUGCAUCUUACUGUUAGAGGUAUCUUCGUUCACAGCAGACGCGCUGGCUAAAUACGGCCCCUUGACCAUUGGGAUCCAUCAGCAGUUAAUACAAGUAUCUAUACUUUUUGAAAUGCUGAACACAAAGAGCAAGCAACUGAUCGACGCCAUAUACGCCAUACCAUGGGAACACAUGGAUACGAGGAACAGGAAAACGGUUCUGUUCUUGAUACGCAGGAUCCAAAUACCUGUCAGCUUGAAGGCUGGUGGUAUGGUGCCGGUUGGAGUCAACACUAUGACAGCGGUUCUGAAGGGUUCGGUCACGUACUACAUGAUGCUGAAGGCUUUUGCCGGUGAACGGUAAAUCUGGUAGGAGAAGUGGGAGAAGAAGAACAGCAACAACGACAUCAACAACCACAAAAACAACAACAACAACAACAAC
Molecule: messenger RNA, 1299 nt
Organism: Cydia splendana
Lineage: Eukaryota; Metazoa; Arthropoda; Insecta; Lepidoptera; Tortricidae
Exons: 7
Coding region: 40-1221 (393 amino acids)
Biological process (GO): detection of chemical stimulus involved in sensory perception of smell; sensory perception of smell
Cellular component (GO): plasma membrane
Molecular function (GO): olfactory receptor activity; odorant binding
Source: RefSeq, a predicted model, not a curated record